Messenger RNA from Cherax quadricarinatus, 2566 nucleotides. Its product is annotated as adenosine 5'-monophosphoramidase HINT3. NCBI's taxonomy places the organism in Eukaryota, Metazoa, Arthropoda, Malacostraca, Decapoda, Parastacidae. Gene Ontology annotation, molecular function: catalytic activity. The record is from RefSeq and is a predicted model, not a curated record.
GUAUAGUAUAUUUUGUGUACCGGCACUGAGGUGGUUAAUACAGCUCACUCUCUGGUAGCCUUUACCCUCCAACAACACAACCUAAAUGCUCUCACCGGAGCCUUGACUUAUUGUGCUAGAAACAUGAGUACAGAAUCUAAAGAAACUCCACAAACUUCACAACCUACCCAGACAGAGGAGAGAGGAAAGUGCAUUUUCUGCAAAAUUUGUGAUGGAGUUCAGCCAACUAACAUUGUGUAUCAGGAUGAAGAGUUUGUGGUCUUUCCGGAUAUGCGGCCUGCAGCACCACAUCACUAUCUGAUUCUCACACGUCAUCACUAUGUCGAUGCCAAAAGCCUUAAGAAGGAACAUAUACCUAUGGUCGAGAAAAUGGUGUUGAUAGGCAAAGAAGUAUUGACUGCUCAGGGUGGGUCUCCAGAAACAGCUAGGAUGGGCUUUCACUGGCCUCCUUUCCACUCAAUCAGUCACCUGCACUUGCAUGUCAUUGCACCUGAGAACGAGAUGGGAUUUAUAGCACGAGGAGCAUUUAUGACUGGUUCCUUUUGGUUUGUAUCGCCUGAAACUGUCAUCCAGCGCCUUCAAGGAAAACUCUAGUACUGUGGCAGCAAGACUAUGUACAUUGUCAGUGAUCAUAUAUGGUACAGGUAUAAUUGAAUUGAUUGUGGUACAUUGAAAUGAUGCCACAACAAAUAGAUUUUUAUGAUUAUUUAAAUCUGAAUAUCAAUAAAACAUAAUUAUGCUUGAUCCAGGUGGGUGAAUAUCUUGAUACUAGACUUGCAAUACAGUAGUACUAGAUUAUGAUGCCAGACCCAAUAUAGUGUACACUAAAAAUUUUCUUAUGUAAAUCUAAAUGUUAAAAACAAUGGUAGGAGAGGCACAUUGCAAGAUUGUUCUUGUAAGUUGUGAAAGGUUUCAAGUGUAUGUAAAAGAGCAGUGGUAAGAGCAAUUUUAUUUGCAAGAAUAAAUUUUCUUAAAUGUUUGAAAGUAAUUGAUAUAAGUAGUAAACUUUAUGGUGCUGUAGAGGAGGGAGCAUUUAUUAUUUAAGUAGGUUAAACUAUAAUACUCAUGGGGAGGUGCUAAAUCAAUAGGGGUUAUACAGUGCCUGGGGAAUGGGAGGUAAUCAGGUUUGAUCCAAGAAAUGGGAGGACAGCUCCAGUUCCUUUGAUCAAGAGUUUUUCACCAACAUCCAAACAUCCCCUUAGAGGGGUAGGUUGUUCAAACUUGUGUAAUUACGAAUGUGCCUAUGUAAGCUUAUAAGUUGUGUAUGAAAGUUAAUUUUAGAUGCUUUCUUGUGGGAGAAAGAUUUGGAAUACUGAUAUUAUACAACAGGUUAAUUUAAUGUUUGUUUAAUUUAUAUAUAUACUGUAUAUUUUAUUUAAGAAAUUAACUUCAAUUGUUAGUUGGUUAAACUGUUCCAUUGAUGGCACAACCAUUGGAAAAGUGCAUAGUUUAUUUUUUUUUUUUUUUUUUUUUUACCAUUUUUGGUUUUCUCGGUCACAGGGAAAUUCUAAACCUGCAAGUCAUACAGUGCUUGGGGAUGAAAGGCAAUUAGGUUUGAUCUGAGGAAGGGGAGGGCAGCUUCAAUUCCUUGGAUUAUAAUACUCUAGGUAGACCAUGUGACUAGUUUCUCUCUCUCUAUACUGUGGUCUCUUACACUUCAAAUUAUAACCUGAAACUAAAGGAUGUUAAAUUUACAAUUUUUUUUUUUAAACUGGCCAUCUCCCACUAAGGCAGGGUGAACCGAAAAAGAAACACCCUCACCAUCAUGCAUUCAAUUUAUACUUAUAGCUUUUAAUUUUUUUUAUACCAUCUGUCUGCCACUGAAGUAUGUUGUAUAUUUAAGUCAGUUUCCACCAAGGCAGACCAACACAAGUGAAAUAACCUAGUUCAUUUGUCUUCAUUUUUAAAAAGGAGUACAAUAAAUCCUCACUUCAAUGUUGUCAAUAGGUUCUUGGAAACUGAGACUCUAAGCAAAAUGAUGUAUAACGAAACCAAUUUUACCAUAGGCUAAUUGAUGUAAACAUCAGGGGUGUACAGUGCACCUUUAGCACUCAUUUCAACAGGGUUUAAUUAGGGUAUAAAUGUUUGCAGAGCAAAAAUUGUAAGGAGGACCUCCUACCACCACACAGUUCAAAGACAAAUGUGCAAACUCCACACUGACAAUGACCCUGGCCGGGAAUUAAUUUUUUUUAUAGUUAUAACAAAAUGACGUUAAGUGAGGAUUUACUACACUGUAUGUACUUUACAAAAUUAAUUUUCUGACAAAAUACACAAAUUUUAAAUAAUGACUGAAAUAAGGCCUGGUUUAGUAACUGAAAAUUCAAUGAGCAUUAAAAAGAAUAAAUAAAAAUAAUGUGCAGUGUAAGUAAGGGAAGCAUGCUGGAUUAAAAGCUUAUUAAAUACUGAUGCCAGACAUCCAGAAUAUAUGUAUGUACAUUUUGUUAUUUAUCGUUUUCAGUACCACAUGGAUUAUACCCAGAGCAGCAUUGUGAGGGAAAAAAAAAAUCACAUGCAGGUCAGAUGACUUGUCAAAAUUCAAUCCCUUAUUUACAGUUUAAUCAUAAAU